Molecule: messenger RNA, 1545 nt
Organism: Physella acuta
Lineage: Eukaryota; Metazoa; Mollusca; Gastropoda; Physidae
Product: F-box only protein 39
Biological process (GO): positive regulation of protein ubiquitination
Molecular function (GO): protein binding
Source: RefSeq, a predicted model, not a curated record
ACCAAUUCAGCAGUUUGAAGGCUAAAUUUGCAUUGACUUCACUCUCACACUAAAAUGAGCUUAAAGCGGUUUAAGCCACUGGGUUGGCUGCAAAAUGUGUUACGACCUACCAAGGACGAAUCCAGUGGCAAUGGAGAGGGUGAAGCCACCGCAGAAGCAACCGAGCCGCCUCGUCCAUUGGAGGCUACCCAUGCGUCAUGGGCUAAACUUCCCUACGUUGUGCUUGUUAGAGUACUCUCAUUAUUGCCAGAUAAAAACAUAUGGGUUGCGUCUCAGGUUUGCAAAGACUGGCGCAACGCGGCCAGAGAUCCGUCUCUUUGGCGUGUCGGAUAUUUUAUGAUUGGACCAAAUUCUCUAAACUCGGUGACUCGACUCGUUCAGUUUGCUGGCGUACACGGCAAACACGUCAAGGUGAUGAAAAUCACAUGGGGGACCUUCACAAGCAAACUCCUCAAAAGGACGGUCCACUCUUUGUUCGCGGCGAUAGAACCCACCAGGCUCAAGGUUUUUGAUUUGGAAGAAGUAGACUGGAAGCGCUUCGGGAUCAAAGUUCGAACAGAGAUAUUGGACGGCCUAAAGAAGGUGUUAUCAGUUCAAGACAGCUUAGAGGAAUUGUCCAUGAGAAGGAUCCGUUUAGAGGUACAGGCUGGCGCUGAACUGUUGCAAAUUGUAACGGACAAAUUAACCAACUUGGAUAUAGUGGACUAUUUCGAUGACAAGGGUGCUGUAAGCUUCGCUCCUGAAUUCGGAACAGCUUUGUCUAAAUUCGUCAACCUGAAAAUUUUAGCACUGAAUUAUUGCUAUUUGAGUGGUCAGAUACUAGAACACUUUGCGACCAUUUUCGGAGAGAGACCUGUCAAUCUACAGAUCUUCACCAACGAGGAGGAGCCUAAUGUACGAGUCACUUCGGAGAUGUGGAAUACGCUCAAGUUAGCAUGUCCAAAAACUCAGGUCACUCUAAGCGUACCAUCAAACGCCAUGCUGGUUGAGGAUUUUGAAAACAUCUUGUCGCCAGCCAUGCCGCUUUUCAGAUUAGACAUGUUUCUGGGCACUAACCCUCAGCGAGAAGAUGAGAUGUUGCAGCUCUUGGUUCUCAGAUUUCCUCAACUCCAGCAUCUAGAUCUGGAAUUAACAAAUAAUGGUCCGAGCGCGCAGCUGGAGAACGAUGUUGUGCAAAUAGUCAAAAACUUUAUCAACCUGAACUUGACAAUCAAUGGGAUAAAAGUCAUAUCCUAACUUGCAUAUCUUUAUUUGGUGAUGCGGACUACGACAAAGGGAAAAGUUUAAGAUAAGAACAAGGAAGAACUAGCUAUAAACAUGGCGUGAAGUGGCUGAUUUAUGGCGUUUUAAAAUAAACGUAAAAAAAAGGGAGGCUUAGAAAUCUGGUCUUUUAGAAUAGUGUACAAGCAAAUAUCUUUUGGACUUUACUGCAAAAACAAAAUUUCACGUCAAAAACGCUUCCGUCGUUUUUUUUAAUUAUUUUUAAAUCAUGUAAUAUCUAAAGCUUCAUGAACUACGGCCACAGAUAAUCAUCAAUAAUGACAA